Impatiens glandulifera is the source of this 1731-nucleotide messenger RNA. RefSeq names its product F-box/kelch-repeat protein At1g55270-like. NCBI's taxonomy places the organism in Eukaryota, Viridiplantae, Streptophyta, Magnoliopsida, Ericales, Balsaminaceae. The transcript is spliced from 3 exons. Gene Ontology annotation, molecular function: protein binding. The coding region runs from base 218 to 1528 and encodes 436 amino acids. The record is from RefSeq and is a predicted model, not a curated record.
GAAAUGACUUGAGAGGAUGAGCUAAGUUCUGAAACCCACAAUUUCUCAUCUGUCUCGGUCGAACAUAAGGGGGAGAUUCAAACGAAAGCCAUCUUCCAAAAUGAGACUAAUUUGCUUUGAUUUCUACAGUUUAGACGACCAAUUGCAAGGAUGGUUGUUUGAAUUUAGAUAGACCCAUUGUUCCUUUUUCUUUAAGUUGAAUUGGGUUGGGAACCAAAUGUCAAGACCAGAUAGAUCGAUUCAGCCUCCUUUGGUUGACACGACAUGUUUCUGUAGAGUAGAUGGAGGAUUAAAAACAGUUGGUGGUGCAAAGAAAUACGUUCCUGGAACUAACCUAUGUCUUCAACCCAACGUUAAGCCAUCAAUUCAUCCUAUUGGACAAAGACAACCUCGAGGAGGUCGGGGAAAUGACAGGACAAGGAACCAACCGUCGUUAAUCCCAGGUCUACCUGAUGAUCUCGCUAUCGCUUGCUUAAUUCGGGUCCCAAGAGUCGAUCAUUGCAAACUUCGCUUAGUUUGCAAAAGAUGGUAUCGUUUAUUAGCUGGAAAUUACUUCUACUCGCUCAGAAGAAACUCUGGACAAGCCGAGGAAUGGCUGUAUGUUAUGAAACGAGACAAAGAUGGGAAAACCACUUGGCAUUCAUUCGACCCGAUUUACCAAAUUUGGCAGACAUUGCCUCCGGUUCCUAAAGAGUACAGUUCAGCAAUUGGAUUCGGUUGUGCGGUUCUCAGCACUUCCCAUUUGUAUUUAUUUGGUGGGAAGGAUCCGGUUAAAGGUUCUAUGAGACGGGUUGUGUUCUACAGUGCGAAAACUAAUAAGUGGCAUCGUGCACCCGAUAUGCUUAGAAGGCGACAGUUUUUCGGAACUUGUGUUAUAAACAACUGUUUGUAUGUGGCGGGUGGUAAGAACGAAGGGAUUCAUCAGCCGUUGAGAUCGGCUGAAGUUUACGAUCCAUCGAAGAAUCGAUGGUCGUUCAUACCCGAUAUGGAUGUAGGUAUGGUUCCUUUAUCAAGCAUUGUCUACGAUGGGAAGUGGGUUUUGAAAGGGAUAGGUUCUCACAACUGGCAAAUCGUGAGUGGUGCAUUCCAACCGGAAACAAAUAGAUGGUUUCCGGUUUCUGGCAGUUUAAUUCAAGGAUGGAAGAAUCCGUCUGCUACUUUAAACGGGAAGAUGUAUGCUUUUGACUGCAAAGAUGGAUGUAGGCUUAGGAUUUAUGACGAGAAAGUUGAUUCCUGGAGCAAGCGGAUUGACAGUAAGUCGCAUUUGGGGAGUUCUAAGGCUUUUGAUGGACAGGCUCUUCUAGAGUUAAACGGUAAGCUUUGCAUUGUGCGAAAUAAUUUGAGUAUUUCUUUAGUUGAUGUUUCGAAAUGUGAGGAUGCGGAGGGAAUCGUGGUGGCUGAACAUUUGUGGGAAACUAUAGCGGGAAAGGGACAGUUUAAAACAUUGAUGACGAAUAUCUUGUCUAGCUUGGCUGGUCGGAACCGAGUAAAAAAUCAUAUUCUUCACUGUCAAGUUCUUCAAGCUUAAGGACUCUGAGUUUCUUUUUCUUUCUUUUCUUCCCUUUUUUUUGCCCUUUUGAAGCUUAAGAACAACCUAUUUUAGUUACCUCUUCAUGGAUCAUGUUUGAUGUAUGUAAAAUAGGGAAAUUAAGCAGCAUUCAAAGUGAGUCUUGAAUUUUCUUAUGUAGAAUGUUGUUAUAUAUAUAUGAUACAGUUUACUUUCAGUUUCAA